GUUUAACACUUGCUGCUAUAGUAGAAGGGCGGUACAGGUGCAGUGCCUAUUUGCACGCAUCAGCCAGUCAAGGCGGAUAUAAAUAGUAGGCUAACGGUUAAUUAGUUAGGUAAGGAAUUCGAGAGGGGCCUGGCUGUGAUCAUUUGAUACACGGACAGGUAACUCAAGCGUUGCAGAUUGUCGGUGCAUCCAGUCCAUAUAUAAGUCCUCAUCCGCUGUCAUCAGUCACCACAAAGCCUUACAUCCUCUGCUUUGGACACCGGCGAGGCGAGACCAUCGAAGCGGUGAGUAGGAUAAAACACUAUUUGAGUUUUUAGUGUGACGUGUGCGUGCUGUUACUUUGCUGACAGAGUGAUGCUCAGGUAGUCAGCCUAGUGCGGCUCAGGUGAUACGCUGCGGAGGAAGUUGCAGGUUCAUUUACCUGGCAGACACUCUUUUAGGGAAUUUUUCUCGGAUUUGGGUUUUUAACGGAAUUGGGCUUGAAGGUUUUCGAUAAGUAGCCUAGACUAUUCCUAAUCCAUUUGGCAGACGUCAUUAUGCAUCUGCAUGCAGAAGUGUUGUUGCGUGUUCAUCGAUAGCCUUUUUGACAGAUAAUUUCAAAUCGCCUACAUCAGAGGAAUCGGAUCCAGCAGCCAGAUUACGCCAAAAACAGAACAGGGACAUCAACAUAAUUUCACUAAAUUGACAUCAGCAGAUUAUCAGAGCAAGGAGAGGAAAGAGGUUGACAGAGAAAACGAACUAAAGCAGUACUUUUAGAAGUCAUCACCUGGGAGGGAGAGAAAGGGACAUAUAAGUAGGUUUUAAAGGUUGUGUUGUUCAAUUCAUGGCAGUGUUGUUGGUUGUGGUUACUUAAAAUUGAUUAAUUUGAGAAAUAUUCGGAAUAAUUUACUACGUUCCUCAAUCCUACAGGAUUAAUAUGUCACUCACUUCUAUCCUUUCUGCGGAGGAUAUCGAGAAUGCCGUCAAGGAGUUCCAAGGUAGGUCUUACUUCAGGAGGCAGGACUACCUGAGAAAAGAGAGAGAGAGAGAGAGAGAGAGAGAGAGAGAGAGAGAGAGAGAGAGAGAGAGAGAGAGAGAAAGAUAGAGAUAGAGAUAAUGAAAAUUAGAGGAAAACAGAGAGAUGAGAGAGAUGGUCAGAUUGUAACAGACUGUUAUCAUGUACUGUAAGAGUUAUUGUUAGCCAGACUGCUUCCUACUCAGUACUAUGCUGACAGUAGCCCACAGACUAUUGCAGUAGAAUUUAGCAUCCUGAGGAUGGGUUUAGUCCACGUGCUGGGGUGAAGAGGACUGUACCAGUUUAGGAAGAGUGUCUGUGUGCCAGCCUAUAAAGGGAGAAAUGUCCAAUCUGGACUGCAGCCAAGCUACCUUCUAAGCUCCUCAGCGAGUCAACCUUGCCUGAACUCUAACAUGUGUGUGUAUGUGUGUGUGUGUGUGUGUGUGUGUGUGUGUUUGUGCACGCUCACAUGCUGCAUGUCCACUGUCUGUGUGUGCAUGCAUUGGUGGUGCAUGGGUUCCAGUGGUGGCUGGUGGCACUUUAAAAGGGGAGGAUGGGUCAUAGGAAUGGCUGGAAUGGAAUGGUAUCAAACACAACAAACACCUGGUUUCCAUGGUUUCCAUGUGUUUGAUACCAUUCCAUUCACUCCAUUCCAUCCAUUAUUAUGAGCCGUCCUCCCCUCACCAGCCUCCUCUGACAUGUUCUCCCUUAAUCCCUUCAGCCCCAGACUCCUUCAGCUUCAAGAAGUUUUUCCAGCUGUGUGGCCUGACCUCCAAGUCUCCCAAAGAAGUCAAAGAUGUCUUCCAGAUCCUUGACGACGACAACAGUGGCUACAUCGAGGAGUCAGAGCUCAAGUAUGACAUUUGGAGUGAUCCUUUAGAAGGGGGGACACUUGCGACCAAUUUCCUGUGUAAUGAUAACAUAGGAAUGCAAAUUACAUAGUCAUUUUACUGACGCCUUUAUUCAAAGUGACUUAUCAUUAACACGUACAGUACAUUCAGUUGGCUGUAUGUGGCCUUGGUGGGAUUCAAAACUACAACUGUGCCAAUUAGCAGAUGCUUUUAUCCAAAACAGCUCACAGUACAGUGACUACAUACCGUACAUUUUUACUAAGCAUACAUGAUCCCUGCGGGAAUUGAACCCAUGACCUUGGCAUUGCCAGCAGCACACUCUUACAGAUGAAACACACAGGACCACCAACCGUGCCGGUGGCAACCUGCUGAGCCAUCAGAACCACAGAGAACAUUUCUAAAUGUAUGCGGAGUGACAGGAGACAAUACUAUUUAAUACAAUUACCUAUUUUUUUGUUGCAAGUGCAACAAAUGCCAAUGAGAUCAAAUUGUCCAAUCCAACUCCCCUGUCAUUUUAAUGGAAGGCUACCAUUAAUCCGUUUUCUUAAUAUAAUCCAUGGGUUAAAAAAAGUAUAAUUGUUAUAUUUACAUUAUAUAAUGUGCUGACUAGAUUAUAUAAAUGUGCCAGCGAGCAGAAUUUAGGACACCAACUGUAUGACCCAAGUACAAUUUGGUUCAUGGACAGAUGCAGUAUAACAGAGAUUUUACUCAAUUCACAGUCCCUCACCUUCUAUGACAAUGCAUAUAGAGACUGUGCAGCAAAAAAACACUCGUUACAAAGCUAGCGAGAGGCUGAACAUUGUUACAAAGCUGGAGAGAGACCAGGCUGAACAUUGUUACAAAGCUGGAGAGAGACCAGGCUGAACAUUGUUACAAAGCUGGAGAGAGACCAGGCUGAACAUUGUUACAAAGCUGGAGAGAGACCAGGCUGAACAUUGUUACAAAGCUGGAGAGAGACCAGGCUGAACAUUGUUACAAAGCUGGAGAGAGACCAGGCUGAACAUUGUUACAAAGCUGGAGAGAGACCAGGCUGAACAUUGUUACAAAGCUGGAGAGAGACCAGGCUGAACAUUGUUACAAAGCUGGAGAGAGACCAGGCUGAACAUUGUUACAAAGCUGGCGAGAGACCAGGCUGAACAUUGUUACAAAGCUGGAGAGAGAUCAGGCUGAACAUUGUUACAAAGCUGGCGAGAGGCUGAACAUUGUUACAAAGCUGGCGAGAGACCAGGCUGAACAUUGUUACAAAGCUGGCGAGAGGCUGAACAUUGUUACAAAGCUGCAGAGAGACCAGGCUGAACAUUGUGCCAGAGAGUUGAUCAUUUGUAUGUUUCGGCUAUAUAACCUAGCUAUACUACUUUCAAUCCUUGUUUAACUGGAACCAAAGUGCCUUUAUGACACAAGGGCUGUGCUGGAAAACAAAUUGUGUGUGUGUGCGCACGGGACAGACGCGUGGUACAGUAUGUGUAAGGCUCACAAAAUGAUUGAAUGUGUGUGUGUAUUCUGAUUGUGUGUGUGUCUGUGUGUGUGUGUACUCCCCUAGGUUCUUCCUGCAACGGUUUGUUCCCGGGGCGCGGACGCUGACGGACGCUGAGUGCAAAGGCUUCCUGUCUGCAGCUGAUGAUGACAACGACGGCAAGAUCGGAGUAGAAGGUGAGUUGCUCUCUGUAAUCACCUGCAGGCUGGGGCAUUAUCAGGAGCCACUUGGUAAGGCUGUUAGUAUUUCCUUGUAUCAAAUAGUUUAAAGUUCUUUCCUGACUAUUGCAAAUCCUGUUCCAGUAUGGCAGAAUACUAUAGAAUCUAAGCCAAGCAUGCCGAUGGUUGGGUCUCUCUUCAUAUUUAUGGCAUUGUAUGGCCAUGUGUAUUUUGUCGUAUGAGAUUAACGUUAUGCUCUUUAGAGUUGUAAUCCGCCCUGACAACUGUCAACACAUAUGUAUGGCUUUGAAGGGCCAGCCCAGAGUAGAGAGAAGAGAAUGGAUAGAGUGUAGGCUUUACAGACAUCAGAUGUUUCAGGUCAUGAGGAAGGCAUUGGGACAACCCUGGUAGAGUAUAGAGUAGCAUGUGUGCAAGGUUUUGAGGGUGACAGGAACAGAUUGUGGAGCUUAAUCAGAUGCUCUUAAUGGCAAUGCCAGUUGGUCUCCUUGCCAAACAGAGAUCCAUAAGUCACAGCCUCCAGCAGACCUUGGUUCGAAAUAGUAUUCGAAACCUUUCAUAUACUUUUAGCGUUUCAUUGAGCCUACCUGGAGUGCCAGAUGGGCGACAUUUGCACUUUUGGGUCUAUUCCAUUGAUUCCAAUACACCAGACAAGCUCAAUCAAGCACAGCUAAAGAAAUCGAAAUAUUUCAAAUACUAUUUUAACCCUGGUCUGGACCUCCAGAUGCUAUAAUAAUGGUUAACAGCCAGCUUUUAGCACUAUCUAGGGCUGGGCUGCAUAAACUGGCCAGGCUGGGAUUGCAUAACCAGAUGAAGGAUUCAGACAACCCCUAAACAUUAUUCUCUGGUUACAAACCAACGAUUUGGUUCAGGGUCAUUUGGGUCAGCUUUUUGUCAUUUCCCACUACUGAAGGAAUAACAAACAAAAAGGUUUUGUAAGUGUUUGGGUAUUUGUAUUACGUAAGGUUUGUUGUUAUGCUUUAUCCAACAUCUUUUGGAUAUGGGGGCGAAUUGAUUCUGUGAAAAAAUACUUAUAUAUGUGCAUGGUGGUAUGCAUAAUAAAAGUAAGGCAUGUGAUACAGUGCAUUCGGAAAGUAUUCAGACCCCUUCACUCUUUCCACAUUUUGUUACGUUACAGGCUUAUUCUAAAAUGGAUAAGAUAUUUUUUUCCCUCAUCAAUCUACACACAAUACCCCAUAAUGACAAAGCAAAAACCGUUUUUUUUUUUAUGUUCGCAAAUAUAUUACAAAAUAAAUACUUUAUUACAUAAGUAUUCGGACAACAUCGGGAGACUUCUGGGAACGCUUGUGAAACAGACCAAGCAGACCAGGCUGGGGUUUGGGGUUUGAGAAGUCAAUAGGAAGGUUUCCAUUGACCAAAAUCAUUGCGACACGUGAAAUGGAAACGGCAGAUAUAGGAGAUAUUUUCUAAAGAUCGACAACAUUUUUAUCCCGUUUGACAGGGGUGGAUUUGUAUUUUGUCUAACUUUCUUUAUUGCAACAAAUGAUGAUGGAAACAGUGUUUUUUAAAUAAAUUAUGUUAGAUUAUGAUUGCUGAAUACUUUUAAAGGUACAUGGGGCACAUGAUGUCAUCACGUAACUAUGAAGCUCCACUCCACAUUUAAUUCUAAAUGCCUACUGCUUGCAAAAUCUAAUUUUUUCAACUAUAAAAAUCAUGUUUCUUUGCAGGACAAGGAUUGUCCUGACUUUCAAGAAUGCCUGAAUUGCUUCGCCUUGCUUUUCUGGUUGGCUGGCAAGUUUCACCAUCCAAUUAUUUCAGAUCUACAGGAGUGCAAGUUUCACCAUGGCACGGACCAUGGUGAAUAUGGCAAAUAUUAGUAAAUUCUUGCAUUCUGUCCAUGCUGGCUUUCGAGGGCUACCUGAGACAUGAAACAGAUAGGUGGGAGGGCAUACAGACUUCACCAAUUUAUUAAUGUGCAAUUUCCCUGAUGGGUAAUGGAAACACAAACACUUCAACCACUAAAUGUUUAUUCAACACUAUUUUUUUUUUAGGUGUGACAUCAUUAUGUCCAGCUGUUUUUUAUUGACACAAGAUUAUUAAAUUGAAAUGCACCCUAGCAGGCAAUUGUUUCAUCUAUUUUCUAUGCAAACUUCCUACAUUUCGACAAAAAAAAAUCACUGUACAAGUUAAUGCAAACCACAGGGGGUUGGUGGCACCUUAAUUGGGGAGAACGGGCUCGUAAUAGGUGGAAUGGUAUCAAAUACAUCAAACACAUGGUUUGCAGGUGUUUCAUACCAUUCCAUUUGCUCUAUUCCAUCCAUUAUUAUGAGCCGAAGUGACAAAUUCUUCCUUAGUUGUUAAUUUCUUCGAAAUCUAAAGGCACAACAUAAAUUUGAGACAAUGUCUUAAGUAUACUGAACAAAAAUAUAAACACAAUAUGUAAAGUGUUGGUUCCAUGUUUCAUGAGCUGAAAUAAAAGAUCCCCACAUUUUUUUGAGAUGCACAAAAAACGUAUUUAUCUAAAAUGUUCUGCACAAAUUUGUUUACAUCCCUGUUAAUGAAAAUGUUUCCUUUACCAAGAUAAUCCAUCCACCUGACAGGUGUGGCAUAUCAAGAAAAUGAUUAAACAGUUUGAUCAUUACACAGGUGCACCUUGUGCUAGGGACAAUAAAAGGCCUCUCUAAAAUGUGCAGUUUUGUCACACAACACAAUGCCACAGAUGUCUCAUGUUUUGAAGGAGCAUGCAAUUGGCAUGCUGAAUGCAGGAAUGUCCACCAGAUCUGUUGCCAGAGAAUUGAAUGUUCAUUUCUCUACCAUGAGCCACCUCCAACGUUGUUUUAGAGAAUUUGGCAGUACGUCCAACCGUGUAACCACGCCAGCCCAGGACCUCCACAUCUGGCUGCUUCACCUGCGGAUCUUCUGCAACCAGCCACCCGGACAGCUGAUUAAACUGUUGGUUUGCACAACCGAAGAAUUUCUGCACAAACUGUCAGAAACCGUCACAGGGAAGCUCAUCUGCAGUCUCGUCGUCCUCACCAGAGUCUUGACCUGACUGCAGUUUGGCAUCGUAAUUGACUUCAGUGUACCAAAUGCUCACCUUCGAUGGCCACUGGCAUGCUGGAGAGGUGUGCUCUUCACGGAUUAAUCCUGGUUUCAACUGUACCGGGCAGAUGACAGACAGUGUGUAUGGCGUUGUGUGGCGAGCGGUUUGCUGAUGUCAACAUUGUGAAUAGAGUGCCCCAUUGUGGCGGUGGGGUUAUGGUAUGGGCAGUCAUAAGCUACGGACAACAAACACAAUUGCAUUUUAUCUAUGGCAAUUUGAAUGCACAGAGAUACCAUGACAAGAUCCUGAGGUCCAUUGUCGUUCCAUUCAUUCGCCGCCAUCACCUCAUAUUUAAUUAUGAUAAUGCACGGCCCCAUGUCGCAUGGAUUUGUACACAAUUCCUGGAAGCUGAAAAUUUCCCAGUUCUUCCAUGGCCUGCAUACUCACCAGACAUGUCACCCAUUGAGCAUGUUUGGGAUGCUCUGGAUCGACGUGUAUGACAGCGUGUUCCAGUUCCCGCCAAUAUCCAGCAACUUCGCACAGCCAUUGAAGAGGAGUGGGACAAUGUUCCACAGGCCACAAUCAACAGCCUGAUCAACUCUAUGCGAAGGAGAUGUGUCGCGCUGCAUGAGGCAAAUGGUGGUCACACCAGAUACUGACUGGUUUUCUGAUCCAUGCCCCUACUUUUUUUUUUAAGGUAUCUGUGACCAACAGAUGCAUAUCUGUAUUCCCAUUCAUGUGAAAUCCAUAGUUUAGGGCCUAAUGAAUUUAUUUCAAUUGACUGAUUUCCUUAUAUGAACUGUAACUCAGUAAAAUCUUUGAAAUUGUUGCAUGUUGGGUUUAUAUUUUUGUUCAGUGUAGUUGAACAUGUUAUUACUCCAACCUUGUCAAAGUGACAAACUGAUAUGUUUUCCUUUUCAUCAAAAACUACUUUAUAUCGAAGGAGUACCUUUGAUUUGACGGCCUGCACAUGUGCAGUUCUGCGUGAGAUGACUGUUAGACCCGAUGACGUGUUUCUGCGCAUGAGCUUAGCUAGCCAACGUCGCCAUGACAUCGCCUAAAAGUGUGAUUGGGGGAUUUCUAUUGGAGAAGCAGUUUCUGCCUAUCUUCAUACUGUACUGUCUUUGAUAAGAAAGUUCAUGUCCAUUCUAGUAUUCCAAUUCCUAAUUCUAUGGGCUGUCUAUUGAAGUGAUUACAUAAAUAACCAAUGUUUCCUGAGUACUGCUCUGAUCUAAUCUGAGACUGUUCUUGUUCUAAUCCAGAAUUAGAACUAAUCUCAGAAUGUUUUUCUCAUUCUAAUUCUAUGUUUUCUCUCUCGCCACAGAAUUCCUGAUCAUGGUCCAGUCCUGAGAGAUCCAUGGGCGCAGAGAGAGCAGCAGGUGUUCAUUCUCCUCUCCUUCCUCCAGCUUCCAGCCUCCAGUCUACUUCCUCAAGCCUACAGCAGCUUCCAUUCCUGGGAAUUUGAUUUUCUCUGUCCUGCUUGAAUUGUACCCUUCAAAUUUCGUUUUUUUUCAGAGCCCCUCUCUAUUCAAUAAAAUUAUUAAUCCGUGAAACCAUUUUUGUUUGCCUUUUUAUGAAAUUCUAGAAGGUUGUAUAGCUGUGUCGCCCCAUGUUUCCUUCCAAUGCGCCCGACAUUGUCUAUCAAAGAGAUUAAUAAACAUGUUGUAACCUAUUGUGGC
Messenger RNA from Coregonus sp. 'balchen', 8178 nucleotides. Lineage: Eukaryota; Metazoa; Chordata; Actinopteri; Salmoniformes; Salmonidae. The record is from the annotation of a GenBank genome assembly.